Molecule: messenger RNA, 1455 nt
Organism: Symbiodinium natans
Lineage: Eukaryota; Dinophyceae; Suessiales; Symbiodiniaceae
Source: the annotation of a GenBank genome assembly
AUGGGCUCGGCACCUGCGUGCAGUCAUCGCGUGGGAUGCUACUGCAAGAUCGAUGAGUCUCAGAAGCGCGACUUCACCGGAGGUUUACUAUUCGGGAAAAUUACUGGAGUUUGUGCCGCACUACAGAGACACAAUUAUGAGUACACAGUGCAAAUAGACUACAGGGAUACCCAGUGCGUCGAGGAACAGUACUUGCAAGAACUCUUUUUGCCAGAGCUGGAUUGGGUGACCCCACACACGCGUGAAGUUGCAGUCUGGGUCGAAACGCACGGAGCAAAGAGAUUCGUGGCAGAGCUGAUCCGGCGAACAGGAGAUGGAGUUUUUCAGGUUCGAUUUGCUGACGGCACCUUGCUAGAAAACGUGAAGGUGGACCAGCUGAGCCAACCCACAGAAAAUGCCUUGCGCACAUCGCCCUCCAAAACGCCACCGGAUGCAGAUUGGCUGCUGGAUCGCAAGAUUCAAGCCAAAAUUGACGAUGUGUGGCCAAUCAGGCAGCGAAUCAAAGACACCUUGCAAAAGCUGCAGACUCCUCGGCCAGUGACGGCUCCAGUUCUGCGAGGGCCGUUUGUGGGAAAGGAUGCAACUGACUCGGAAGGCUAUGCAGCUCAUCCGAAGCCUGCGGAGCACUUGGUCGUUGAUCGCGAGUUCGUGGACACUUGGGGCAAAUUCGCCGGGAAGGUGAAGUUUGCCUCUACCUUCAAAGUAGGCCCGGCCUAUCCCAGAAUGGAGGUAUGGGUGGAGCAGGUUGAUGCUGCGGAGCCGCUCUACUUCCACGCAGCUCUGCCAGUUCACGCUGGACUCAUCUGCCUCGGAAAGUACGAGGGAAACCCAGAGUGGAUCCGCGCCAGUGACGUGGCCCUGCUGGGCAUCAUGAUCUAUGCCGACGGCGAGCUUUGCUCCAAACUUGAAAACCCCGCCCUUGUGAAGCAUGGCGCGCAAAAGUAUGGCCACGACAGUUGCCACUACGUGCCCGGCUGUACAUCCACAUACUUGAUUGACAUGGACUGGAUAGGAGCUGUCUUCACUCUGGCGCCUUCAGACUCUGACUUCGAGGUGCAAGAUGACAUUUACAACAUCAUCACCUACCAUGAGAUUUUGGAGGCCGCAUCCAGUCAGCUACAGGAGCACGGCAAUAUCUUGGCUUCUGAGCGGGCAGAGGUCACGGUCCAAGUGGACCUGGUGCUGACCACAAGUUACUUGGCUACCGUUCGCCAGGUUUGCUGCGGGGCAGCGCGCGUGAUGCUAACCCAGAAAGGCAUGGACGCUUCCCGCAAGCGUCUUCGGCACGUCUUGAAGCACAGGCUUCGCUCACAGGCAGCCCUUUUCCCGAAGAGGCCCACAAAGGAGCUGUCGAAGCCACGCUUUGAAGAUGGAGUGGAAGAUCGGAUCCAGAAGUACUUGGAUUUAACCCUUGGGACCAACUCCACUACCUUGGGCAAUUCCUUGACCAAUUAA